UGCGCACGGAAGCUUUAAGAGCGCAGCGGCUGGAGGCAGGCGGCAGCAGAGAGAGCGGAGAGGAGAGGAGAGGAGCUCCAGCCACGAGCCAUCCGGAGCCGGAGGAGGAGAGAGCGGACCACCAGCCGCCAGAUGAGCCACCCCUGACAGCCGCAGACCCGGCUCUGCGCUGGGCACCCGGAGCAAGGCGCAGGACCCUGCGCCACGCGGCUCAACUCACAACUUCUCCACAGACUUUCUUCUCUCACUUGUUUCCUCGCCCUCCCCAUCAUCAUCAUCAUCAUCAUCACCACCGCCGCCGCCAUCCUCAUCAUGGUGCUGGGGAAAGUGAGGGCCCUGGCCGUCUACUUUGACAGCCUGAACGAGAACAACCUGCCCGUGUUCUCCGGCGGAGACCUGGUGUCGGGCCGGGUGGUGGUGGAGGUCACCGGGGAUGUGCGGGUCCGGAGCCUGGACAUAACCGCGAGGGGAGUCGCUAAGGUCCGCUGGACGGAGUCGAGGAACGCCGGGGCCAACACGGCUUACACCCAGAACUACACGGAGGAGGUGGAAUACCUGCACCACUACGACACCUUGAUCGGCGAGGAGAGAGAUGAGGACUGUCCAGAGGAGGGACUCACCGUCCUGCACGCCGGCUUCCACGAGUUCGCCUUCAGCUUCAACCUGCCUCAGAUGGCCCUGGCCACGUCCUUCGAGGGGAAGCACGGCAGCGUCCGCUACUGGGUGAAGGCGGAACUGCACCGUCCGUGGCUGCUGCCCGUCAAAGUCAAGAAGGAGUUCAUCGUGUUCGAGCACAUCGACAUCAACACGCCGCUGCUGCUGGCUCCUCAGGCCGGGACCAAGGAGAAAACUCUGUGCUGCUGGUUCUGUGCUUCAGGUCCCAUCUCCCUCAGUGCCAAGAUCGAGAGGAAGGGUUACACACCAGGCGAGUCGAUCCAGAUCUUCGCUGAGGUGGAGAACUGUUCGUCCCGGGUGGUGGUGCCCAAGGCGGCGCUCUACCAGACCCAGACCUUCUUUGCCAAGGGCAAGGGCAAACAGAUCCAGCAGCUGGUGUCCAACCUGCGGGGCGAGCCCCUGCAGCAGGGCAAGAGCCAGAGCUGGGAGGGCAAGAUGCUCAAGAUCCCCCCGGUGUCCCCCUCCAUCCUGGACUGUCCCAUCAUCAGGGUGGAGUACGUCCUCGUGGUGUACGUGGACGUCCCCGGGGGUCUGAACCUGUCUCUGUCGUUGCCGUUGGUGAUCGGGACCAUCCCCCUCCACGCCUGCACCUCCCGCACCUCCAGCAUCAGCAGCACCUGCAGCAGCACCUGCAGCAGCCUGCGCUGGCUGGGGCUGCCCGAGAGGCCCGAGGGUAAAGGCGCCGCUCCCCGCUCUGAGCCUCCGUCCACGCCCCUCACACGCAGAUCGAUCUCUAACACGUGUCUGUCGCUUGCAGCUCCGCCGAGCUACAGCGACCUGGCCAUAUCAGAGUCUCACAGGAGGGACUGCCUGCAGGGCUGCGAUAGGUCCGACCGCGACGCAGACGACCACUCAUCUCUGCUCACAUACAUCACCGAGUUCAGAUAUCUGCCACCACCACUCUACUCCGAGGUGGAUCCGUACCCGGACCCGGUGGAUGUGUGCAGCUCCGUGGACGUGAGGAGACCGGACACGUGCCCGUCCCGCUGAGGAGGGAACGUCUGCACAAACGAGACGCCGCCGGCCUCCGGCCUCCGGCCGCCGCGGACACACAGCCAGCUUCUCACCAGAUCGUGUGUCGCCAUGAAUCCGGCCGGACCCGUCGGAGGAGGCGGGAGAAGGUCGGAGCUCACAGAGUGUUUGGCGACACGACGGACCAGGGACUUCGAGCUGGAUCCUCCGCAUCCUGCGCUCCAGACGAGGCACACGAACAUUCUCCGAAUGACACGACGCCUCCUCCUGCCUCGCAGAGAAUUUUGCACAUGCCGUAAUUACUGUUUUGUUUUUUUUCUACCCGUGGUUUUCUAUUCUGCAGAUCGCCGCAGGCCUAUAUGCUACAGUAGACGCAGAACUCUAAGUGGCACAUUUCAGAUUUGAGCUUGAAGCCACGAAAUUCACGACAGAGACCAGAGAACGACCUCGAGCUCUUAAAGAAACCAGUGUGAAUGUGUGUGAGAGAGACUGAGUGAGUGUUUUAAAUGAGAAAUAAAAAACCUGACGGGGUCUAGAGUUAAAAAAAAAAUAAAUAAAAAUAAUAAAAAGCACAACUCCGACCGACCAAGAUUUAAAGUAGCACAGGUCGCCUGUUUCUGCUCUGAGCUGAAGCUUCUCUCGCUGUAGAUGGAAAAGAAAGCAUAAAAAUAAAGUGUUUACAGAUGAACAUGUAUAUCUAUCUAUAUAUAUACUAUAUCUAUACAUAGAUAUAUAGAUAUAGAUAUAUCAGAUCCAGAAUGUUGUUCAAACAUGACUUCUUCCAGCUAAAACUUCAAAUUUACCAAGUGCAAUAUAUUUUUGUAUUUGUAAAUCUUUUUUUUUUUGCACUAGUUUUUCAUUAUACUCUGUUGCUGUUUAUUCCAUUUCUGUGCAUUAUAUAUAUAUAAAUAUAUAUAUUAUUGUCAUGAUCUUCUUGCUGUCAUGAUCAACUUUUGAUAAAAUAAAAGUUUUAUUUUAUAAAAUAA
Molecule: messenger RNA, 2633 nt
Organism: Mugil cephalus (flathead mullet)
Lineage: Eukaryota; Metazoa; Chordata; Actinopteri; Mugiliformes; Mugilidae
Gene: arrdc3b
Product: arrestin domain containing 3b
Exons: 7
Coding region: 313-1665 (450 amino acids)
Biological process (GO): protein transport
Cellular component (GO): cytoplasm
Source: RefSeq, a predicted model, not a curated record